Molecule: messenger RNA, 2454 nt
Organism: Fonsecaea nubica
Lineage: Eukaryota; Fungi; Ascomycota; Eurotiomycetes; Chaetothyriales; Herpotrichiellaceae
Exons: 4
Coding region: 1-2454 (817 amino acids)
Molecular function (GO): polygalacturonase activity
Source: RefSeq, a predicted model, not a curated record
AUGUAUUCUCCUCUUCCUGCACUCGUCCUCGCCCUCCUACACCUUUCGGUUCUCAUCAAGUCGGCGGGGGCGCAACAGUCGACCUACUGGCUCGCCAACAAGCCUCAUGUUGGUAAAGUCACGUUUCAAGACCCCAAUUAUCCGGUUUUCCGAAAUGUCAAAGCCUAUGGCGCUGUCGGAGACGGUCUACACGACGACACUGACGCUAUAAACCGAGCCAUUGCUGCUCCUGGGACUCGCUGUGGCGGAGGCAAUGCUACAUACGGGUCGUUUUGCCAGUCUUCGACAGUGACGCCGGGACUGGUCUAUUUCCCACCAGGAAUCUAUAACGUCUCGAAACCUUUGAUCAUGUACUACUUCACGCAAAUGGUGGGCGACGCCGUCAACCCACCCACCAUCCGAGUCAGUUCCAAUUUCACCAAUAUCGUGGGGUUGGCCGUCUUUGAUGCAGACAUCUACAUCCCGUCCGGCAGCGGUGCCGAGUGGUAUGCCAACCAAAACAACUUUUACCGGCAGAUUCGCAACUUCGUCAUCGACAUGACAAGCGCACCCUUGAAAACGGCAGGCAUCCACUGGCAGGUGGCCCAGGCCACGAGCAUGCAGAACAUUGUCAUCAACAUGGUGUCCAAGGACGUGGUCAACAACCAGCAACAGGGCAUCUACAUGGAAAACGGAUCGGGAGGUUUCUUUUCCGACAUGGUCAUCACGGGCGGCGCCAUCGGGGCGUACCUCGGAAACCAGCAGUUCACGACGCGCAAGAUCCAAUUCGACGGCUGCUCGACGGCGAUCAAGAUGAAUUUCGACUGGGUGUGGUUGUUCACUCAGAUCACCAUCACAAAUUCCGAUGUCGGUAUCGACAUGACCAGUGGCGGCUUCUCCAACCUCGCCGUAGGCUCUUUGGUCUUGCUUGACAGCACGAUAUCCGCGACUCAGGGCAUCCUCACCCCCUAUGCCCCGGGUUUCAGCUCGCCCCAGGCCGCGGGGACAUUGGUCAUCGAGCGAGUCGACUUCACCGGUAGCGGGGUCGCCAUCUCUGCCGCCGGUGGCACUCAAGCGAGGACGAUCCUCGCCGGCCAACAGUUUGUCGAGCUCUGGGCGCAGGGAAACGCCUGGACAACGGCGGGCCGGGCGCUGAAUGGCCAGUACUUCAACGGCACGACCUGCUCUUACCAGAAUGCCAGCCAGACGGCCUACACUGCGCAAGAAACGACCAUUCAGCGGGCCCUCGCCCCGAUCCCUCGCCCGUCCUCGCUGGUCGACAGCAAUGGGCAAUACGUGUACCGCGUCAAACCACAAUACGAAAACCUUCAAUGGGAUAGCGGGUUCCUCAGCGCCAAAGCAAACGGACUCGUGGGUGAUGGGUCUACAGAUGACACGGUCGCGAUGCAGGCACUCUUCAACCUCGCCCAUAUCACGGGCAAAAUCGUCUACUUUGACAGGGGAGCUUACAUCGUCACCUCGACCGUCAAUGUUCCGGCGGACGUCAAGAUCACUGGCGAACUGUUGAGCAUCGUCAUGGCGACGGGCACGUUCUUCGGCGACGAGUUCAACCCGAAGCCGAUGUGGAAAAUCGGCAAUCCUGGAGAAGUCGGCACCGUCGAAAUCUCCGACCUCAUGUUCGAGGUCAAGGGCCCGUGUCCAGGCGCCAUUAUAAUCGAGUGGAACAUCAAGGCCGCUGGGCCGGCGUUGGCGGGCAUGUGGGACGCUCACUGGCGUAUCGGCGGGUCGGCAGGGACAGACUUACAACAGGACAUCUGCCUCAAGACUCCGGCGACACCGAUCGCGGGGACGAAUCCGGUCUUGACCAAGUGCAUCGGCGCAUUUUUGUUGUUACACGUCACGAGCCAGGCAGACGGGUAUUUUGAAAACACGUGGGGAUGGGUAGCGGACCACGAGUUGGACAUGGCGGAUCGGCAGCAGAUUUAUAUCUUCAACAAAGGUGGUUUCCUCAUUGAAUCCCAAGGCCCCGUGUGGCUGUACGGCACGGCGGCCGAACACUCGGUCAUGUACGACUACCAAUUCGUCAACGCGAAGGACGUCUUCAUGGGCCACAUCCAGCACGAGACGGCGUACUUCCAGGGCAACCCCAACGCGCUGGUGCCCUUUACGCCGCAGCCGUCGUGGCACGACCCGGACUUUUCGGACUGCGUGCAGGCCAACUGCGCGCGCACCUGGGCCGUGCGGUUCGUCAACUCGAGUUCCAUCUUCAUGUACGGCGGCGGGCUGUACAACUUUUUCGAGAACUGGAACACGCAGGCCUGUCUGGGCACCGAGAGCUGCCAGGAGCGCAUGGUCGACUUCCGCAACUCGACCGACAUUUACCUCUGGGCCCUGAGCACCAAGGGGUCCCAGUUCAUGAUCAGUUACGAGGGUACCGACCUCGUGCCGUACAGCGUCAACAAGGCAAACUUUUGUGAGACGAUUGCGCUCUUCGAGCUGGCGAGUGAGCAGUGA